AUGUUACAUUUCGAAAAAGGUGAAUCGAGCAGUGAAACAAGUGCUGCGGCACCUCAAGAGUCAAAAGCUCUAUCUUCUUGUUGCGUUAAUGUAAAAAACGAUGGAGCCUUGUCCACAGCAUCCGUGCUGGUAGCAAAUUCGGAUAAACAAUUGAAGACAGCUCACAUUGUUUUAGACAAUGGUUCUCAAACCGGCCUUAUUACAGAAAAACUCUGUGACUCCCUCAAUCUUCAGAAAAUUCCAAUAGAUGUGACGUUAAGCGUAGUAAACAAUCUUUCUUCCAGUGUCAAGUAUAGAUACAACGUUCAAAUUCUUUCAAGACAAAAUAAUUUUGAGUUUAAGGUUCCCUGUCUUGUCGUUCCGGAGAUCACAACUCAUUCUCCAAAUUCAAAAAUUAGCACAAUCGCCUUAAAGAUUCCUUCUCAUCUCAAUUUAGCAGAUCCUGAAUUUGACAAGGCCGGAAAAAUUGAUAUAUUAAUAGGAAAUAACAUCUUUUGGACUUUGAUUUGUAUAGGUCAAGUAAAAUUAAAUGAUCAAGGUUUGCUUUUACAAAAAACUAGAUUGGGUUGGAUCUUGGCGGGUCCAAUGUCAAAUUCUUCUCUAAUUUCUCGAUUCAAUACAGUUCGUUGCAACUUGAUUCAGAAUAUAAACAUCGAAAAACAAAUUGCAAAAUUUUGGGAGUUAGAAGAGCAUUUGGAUAAAAAAUCGAAGUCCAUUGAUGAGAAAUUGUGCGAAUCUCUUUUUAGCAAAACUGUAAAGAGAGAUGCAAAUGGCAUAUUCAUUGUCACAAUCCCCUUCAAGGGUAACCUUGAUCAGUUGGGUGAAUCCAAAGAACAAGCUGAGCGUCGUUUCUUGAAUUUAGAAAGAAAAUUAAAAAGAAAACCUGAACUCAAAAAAGAGUAUACUGCCUUCAUGACUGAAUACGAAAAACUAGGUCACAUGUCGAAAGAACUGGACGAAUCCUAUUCUCCUGUGUCUUAUUACAUGCCUCAUCAUUGUGUGGUUAGAAACGAUAGUCUCUCAACGAGA
Molecule: messenger RNA, 1029 nt
Organism: Belonocnema kinseyi
Lineage: Eukaryota; Metazoa; Arthropoda; Insecta; Hymenoptera; Cynipidae
Exons: 1
Source: RefSeq, a predicted model, not a curated record